GAUGUUUCGCAUGCCUCGUCGAACCGAGAAGACGCGGUAGUCGGUUGUGUUCAUUUUAUCGUAAACGCACGGCAUCCGUCGUUGGUUUUUAUUAUUCGUACGGUGAAGUUCGAACUUCUAAUAAUGUGAUUUUCAAGUGGUGUUUUUUAUGGGAUAACAUUUCUACGACAAGAAAUAACCAUGACACUCGGACAACUCAAGAAGAAAAAACACCUGCUCAAUUCCGCAAGCAAAACGAUCACAAAAUAUACGGAUUCGCACGGUAAAGAUCGUUUCACGAAACUAGACGAUCCAAUAAAAGAAGAGCAGAGACCCCCCGUAUACAAUCCGGAAGAUUAUGCGUAUUGGAUUAGAAAAUGGGGAAAGAAAUCCGUACACGGUAUCGUGUCUUUGUAUUCGCAUUGCAGUAUGUCUGAUUUAGAGAGUCAUAGUUCUCGAAGGAGCUCAUUUAGAGACUAUAGAAACCCGAUGUUGAGCUCGUCCGGAAUGGAAAUGACGCUCAGGCAGUUCGGAACGGUCUCCGAACUUUUAUCCAAACUUAAAAGUGAUCUGCGACUGGCGUAUCCUAGUUUCGUUCAGGAAUUCGUCGCGGAUCCUCUAGAUGGCGUAACUAUACUUCUGGAUCUUCUUCGGGCUAUUCAAUUGAGUCAAUCUAAUAACGGUCAGAUACAAAACGCUCCGAAACUACCGCCGGCUGUUCAGCGCAGGACUCUGUUGGACGAAUUAUGCUGUCUACAAUGUUUGUUCAACUGUUGCAUCAGAUAUUCCGAAUCAGUAAGGAAAUUGACAUCGACAUCGGCUGGUUUGUUCACUUUAGCAGUUUGUAUUAUGAGUAAUGUGAACAAAUCUAGAAUAUUGGCGCUACAAUUGUUGAGCAAAGCUUGUGAACCACCUACGAGUAAUCAUUCGGCGGUUUCCGAAGCUAUGUCGACGUUGCGAUUGAGAUUCGGAGAGCCUGUUCGUUUUCGUUUUUUGGUCGGGAUGCUGAGUUCGGCGGGAAGUCACGUCGAACUCCUUACUUCGGGAUUGAGAUUCAUUAACUCGUUCUUAAACACCGCCGACAGCGUGCAGAAAAGAAUUUACCUACAAGCCGAAUUGGAACAGGCCGGUUUCGAUUUGGCAACUAUUAAAAAGAACGUGGGUGUUAAUGUCGAUGGUUGUGAAGCGCUAUUUAAAGAAAUGGAUACGUUCGAAAAGCAGUUCAUCGAUGUUGAAAAUCUUACAAUACGAACUGAAAGUGCAGAAAAGGAGAAUGAUCAUUUGAAAGACAAAUUGUCCGUAUUGGAACGAAGGAUUCAGGUUUUACAAGAAGAAAAAGGGAUCUUAGUUUCCAUGGAUCAAUGUUUAAGAGACAAAUGUAGCGAACUUCGUGAAGAAGUCCAAUCAUUAAGAUCGUCCCAAACUCUAGAACGUCGUAAUUCAGUACCUACAGCCGAAGACGAAGGUAUAUCAUCAUCGGAACGCACCCCGACCCCCGAAACCGACAUACGACCAACGUCAGUCGUCUUUGAAAGGUACACCGCCCCGGAACCACAACGCGACAACGAAUCAGAAGAAGAAACAACCAUCGAAGAAGUCAUACAAGAAUUACAAGACAUCAUCAGUAACGAAGAAACCGAAGUUUACAACAGAGAAAAUUUAAAAAACACCGAAGAUAAAUCAACAUCCAUUCAUUUAGAUAUAACGAACGAAUACGAAAUAAUCCCUUCUAAUUUACAACCCGAACCUCCGAAAAAAUCGAGAAGCCUAAUCCACCUCUUCUUCCCCUCGGUCGAUUACGAAUGUAACACUAAAGAAAUAUAUUUCGAAGCCGAAAGUUUGACAAGUGACAGUUCUUAUUCGAUAUCGGAUCGUUACGAAAAAAAAUCCCCGUCGGAAUCGAAUUCGAAUCGAAAAAAAUCCGCCAUCUUCCCAGGGCAUUCGGUCGAAGUAUCAUACACGGAAAUUAAACGAGAAGAAACUAAAACGAAAAGUUUGGAUCGCGUUGAUAAUUUUGAAUCGAUUAACGUCGUCGUGACUAAUAAAAAUCCAGCUUCGAGAUCGAAAAGCGAUUCGGGGAAUAUAUCAGGAACUUCUGUAUGUAGGAGUAUUUCCAAUGUGUAUGUGAAUAAUUCGAAGGACGUUUCACCAAAAUUCGAAUCUAAUCGAGAAGAGAAACACAAAAUGUUUUUACCAACCUACGGGGACGAAGUACUGUACUACUUUCCUAGAAUCCAGGAAAGAAGAUACAGUAACUCUUCCAGUUUCCUCAACAGGGGAUAUAAUAACGCUGGAUUAUAUUCAGGACGAACACUUAAUACUCAUCAAUAUUUUUCUAGAAGUAGAGAAAUUAUUGGUAGCGAUUGCAGAAGUUCGGGAAAAUUAACAGAUUUUCCAUCGGGGUUAUAUUAAUAUUAUUAAGUGAAAUUAAAUUUCUUAAUAGGUAAGUUUCAAAACGAAGUUUUUGUACAAAUUUCACUUUUAUUGCCAAAAACAAAUUAUUUCUCUCGGUGUACUUUUUUUAAGGACAAUAUAAUUUCCUUUUAUACAACAAGAACAGGUAAAAUCACAAUUAAUUUUUCACUCCACCGAUAAAUGCUCAAUAAUAAUUACUAAAUACUUAAAAUAUAUCAUAUAACUAUAUAAAAGUUCACAAAUAUUAAAAAACUAUAAAAAAUAAAAGAUUUAUAUAGGUUAAGUUUGAUAUUUCCAUAGAAAACAAAACACGUUAUUUCAGAUUCGCAUUCAACUGAUUUUCAAUUGUGUUUUUUUGUUAUUUGCCGAUGUAAUAGAAAAAAUGGAAAUAUUAGACACAAUUUUGACACUAAUACAAUGCCGUUUCUUCUGAUUUCCGACAGUGCAUUUAGAUGGUCUCAUCUGUUGGUUAAAACGGCAUGAAAUGGAAAAUAUCAUGAGGUAACUAGCUGAGCACGCGAUGAACUAUUCACAACACAAAAGUAAUUAUUUUAACUGAAUUUUCCUGAUAUUAGGAUUUAACAAUGGAAAACUCGCCAGUAUUAACAAAUAUAAAUCGAGUGAGAUUUUGUACCACCUAGCAAAGAUGGCGGAACUGUCAAUAACGUCAUUCUAGAAUGAUCCAUUACUUUGAAAAUUGCAAAUUUAUUUUUUGUCGAUUAAUUAUUUCUAAUAUUAAAAAUGUAUUAAUAUAAGUAUCUAUAUAUCUUUUGUUGAAAUUAGUUCGAAACGCUUGUAAAUAAAUUGAUAAAAUCGAAAAUUGAAUUUAAAACUUUUUUUGUCCACCUAAAUGAGAUACUCGGUAUAAAAAUUGUGAUUAUUUGUAUAUAUUCAUAGUCGAUAGAUAAUAUUGUGCAAUAUUAUGUCUUAUUUGUUUUAGUAAAUUUUUAUUCGAAUUCUAA
Diorhabda carinulata is the source of this 3356-nucleotide messenger RNA. RefSeq lists its product as uncharacterized. Gene Ontology annotation, molecular function: actin filament binding. Gene Ontology annotation, cellular component: cytosol. NCBI's taxonomy places the organism in Eukaryota, Metazoa, Arthropoda, Insecta, Coleoptera, Chrysomelidae. Gene Ontology annotation, biological process: regulation of cell shape; cell migration; cortical actin cytoskeleton organization. The coding region runs from base 181 to 2391 and encodes 736 amino acids. The record is from RefSeq and is a predicted model, not a curated record. The transcript has 8 exons.